AUGAAGUCCACCGUCCUCAUCGCUACUGCCGCACUCUUCGCCACCAGCAUGGCUGGACUUGCCCCCCGCGGUACUCUCAAGGGUAACUGUGUCCGCCGCGGCAACGAUCACCAGAAAUGGGGAACCUGCCUGGUUCUCGACAAGGACGGCAAGACCAAGCACAUCCCCUGUGCUUCUGACCACCCUUGCCCUGAUGACGGCAAGACGCACACAUGCACUUGGGCCUCCGGAAACGCCAAGUGCAAUUAG
[Torrubiella] hemipterigena is the source of this 249-nucleotide messenger RNA. Lineage: Eukaryota; Fungi; Ascomycota; Sordariomycetes; Hypocreales; Clavicipitaceae. The record is from the annotation of a GenBank genome assembly.